Messenger RNA from Siniperca chuatsi (mandarin fish), 3060 nucleotides. RefSeq names its product neuropeptide Y receptor Y2 (gene npy2r). Lineage: Eukaryota; Metazoa; Chordata; Actinopteri; Centrarchiformes; Sinipercidae. Gene Ontology annotation, biological process: G protein-coupled receptor signaling pathway. Gene Ontology annotation, cellular component: membrane. The coding region runs from base 353 to 1447 and encodes 364 amino acids. The record is from RefSeq and is a predicted model, not a curated record. The transcript has 3 exons. Gene Ontology annotation, molecular function: neuropeptide Y receptor activity.
AUACCCAAGACCCAAAACCAUGACAAAUUGUCAAUACUAUAAAUUGUUUCUGUUGUUUAUAAUUGCCUCAUAGUCAUUUUAUCUCUCAUUAAAGGGCACACUCUGUUUAGGUGAAGUGGGCACUCUAAAUUUCAUGACGGUGUGUGUCUAUGUGUUGGCCUUGUGGUGGACUGCGGUGUACCCUGCCUCUUGCCCAAUUUAUGGGCAUCCUCUGUGACCCUGCACAGGACACACAGGAAGGAGAAGAAGCAUGUCAAAAGGUGUCAUUAAACUUUACUGGAGGCAGAAACAAUGAGAGGAAUCUGAAAAUCUCACUCUGCAGAUUGAGAGUGACUUAUGGGAAGUGUUAGCCAUGGAUACAGCAGAGCAACUAAACACGACUCAAGUGGAAGAUUCACAAGCUGAACAUAAACUAAACUCAACGACAGACACGAUAAAUGAUGAGAACUUUUUGAAGCUGGACGACAGCACAAAGUUGGUUGGAGUUCAAGUUAUUCUCAUCCUUGCUUACAGCACAAUCAUACUGUUUGGAGUAAUUGGAAACUCCUUAGUGAUAUAUGCUGUCUACAAGUUUAAAAAUCUACGAACUGUUACCAAUUUCUUUAUUGUAAACUUAGCUGUGGCAGACCUGCUGGUGAACACGCUGUGUUUGCCUUUCACCCUUGUCUACACUCUGUAUGGCGAGUGGAAGUUUGGUCAGGUGUUGUGCUUCAUGCUGCCAUGUGCUCAAGGCCUGGCAGUGCACGUGUCCACCAUCACCUUGAACGUCAUCGCCCUGGACCGCCACAGGUGCAUCGUCUACCACAUGGAGACCAAGAUGUCCAAAGACAUGUGCGCUGUGGUCAUUGUCAUCACGUGGGCCGUUAGCGCCCUGUUGGCCAGCCCGCUCGCCAUCUUCAGGGAGUACGGGACGUUUGAUCUUUCACCGGACAAGUCUAUUCAGGUGUGUACGGAGAAGUGGCCGGAAAGCAGCAUGAACGGAAGCAUCUACAGUAUAUCAGCGCUUCUGGUUCAAUACGGUUUACCUUUAACCAUCAACUCUGUUGCCUACAUCCGCAUCUGGAAUAAGCUGAAGAAUCACAUGACUUACGGAGGUCGAAAUGACCGCCAUCAGCACAGGAAGAAGACCACUAAGAUGCUGCUGACCAUGGUGGUGGUCUUCGCUGUCAGCUGGUUGCCUUUGCAUGCAUUCCAGUUGGCUGUUGACAUCGACAGCACUGUGUUGGAUAUGAAGGACUUUAAGCUGCUUUUCACUGUGUUCCAUAUUGUGGCUAUGUGCUCGACAUUUGUCAAUCCCAUCCUGUAUGGGUGGAUGAACAACAACUACAGGACAGCCUUUUUGUCUGUGUGUAAGUGUUACCAGCCCUUCAGUUUGUGCUCCAAAGGCAGAGAGACACAAAAAGAUGAAGACAGGGUUUGUACAAAUUGCAAAUCAACAAAUGUCUAACUUGCACAGUCAGAAAGGGUCAUUGAUAAUCAUAUGUAUUAAGAAAGUAAGUAAGUUGUAAGUUUGUAUUUGGAUUUAUGUGGGCAUUUAGGCCUCUCAAAAUGAGGGAUGAUGAAAAUGAUAUAUGGGUUGGAAGAAAUUACUUUAAAUGUUUAAAAAAAGGGCUUCAACUUUAAACUAACUAAAUUACCAUCACAAAGGUGGUUCAAACUAGCGCACAUUCCAAUCAGUACUUGUCAACUCAGAAGUAUUGAUGAGUCAAGCUAUGAUGGAUAUUCCUCUUUGUUGAUGCAGUUUGUCUUGUGCCUAUACAUGUAUGAUUUUUCAGACUGUUUUUCUUGAUGUAUUAAAUGAUUUGAAUCUUACAUUUGGGCACAGAUGACGCAACCUUUGGAGCUCUGUGAAUCGCAUGUCCCUCUCACUUUUCAAAAUCCUAUUUUUGUCCCUCUCACUUUUAUUGUUGAAGGCUGAUUUUCUUACUAAAGUCUCUCUGAACAUUGUUCUCUUAUUAUCCUGCCACCAUAGUCCAGAUGAGAGAUCUGAGCUGAUAAAAAUGUUGAUACACUCAUCUGAGUCACCUUCACUUAUUACCUUGAGCUCAGAGCAAUGAGCUUAUGGAGCAGCAGCAAGUUGCUUUGCAGACUUUUUCUGCCCUGGGUUUUGCCUCUACAUACAACCUGCUGUACCUUAUUGGUGAACGUUGUUGUGGCUGUAUGCAAAGGAAUACCUGCAGAAACUAUGCAGAGAUUAAAAAUGUAUUGCCAACUACGUUUUUCGGGUAUAAAAAAUUAUUUACUCUAUAUUAAAAAGACUAAAAAGUUGCUAGAAUUGAACAUUGGUCAAAAAUAAGAUAGUACCACAGGGCUCUUUGUAGUAAAGAUGCAAAUACAACGUUAUCAGGUAUCUAUAAAGGAAAGUAAACAUGAUUUUAAAUAAGGUUACAAUACAGAGGUUUCAUAGCAUUUCUAUGUUUUGUAUAAAUAUAUAUCUAUAGUUUUUUUCACUUCAUUGUGGCUCCCCCCUUGAGACUACCCUCGCUUGAACAAAAAUUAAAAAUAUAUAACCAUAAUAUAACCAUCUUCCUUUUCUGACCCUUAGUAGAAAAGGAAAAAAGCUCAUAUCUGUGCCAUACUAUAAAGUCAAACUGAUUUAUUAUUGCUGACAAAUGUUAAUAACUGACAUUCAACAUAAUAUGACCCACUAUUGUUGCAGUGUUUGUAAGUGUGAUUGUGUCACUUAAGGAUUAAAGGGUGAGGUGUUGGGGUGUUUACAUUAUUUUAUACAAUAUUUUUCUCUUAACGACUGUGUCAAGCUAUCAGGUCUGUACCAUAACAGUAUAGGAUAAUUGAAACACCAAAAACAGGAAGAUCAUAUCUAAUAAACCCCUUUCCAAAAUUCAUUAUAAUUACUUUGCAACAUUCUGGUAAGUGAAUCAGCCUUCAUAGUACUUUAAUUUGGUUAAAUGAAGCAGAGAGCCCAUUUAAAUCAUUGGUGCACUUUUGAAGCUUGAACAAGGGCCAAUGCCUAACUUUUCUGUACCAUAAAAGCCUCUCACAGCAGCAUGGAUUUCAGCCAUAUUUUCAGUCCAGCCAGUUGUUUGAACAAAAAUAACA